AUGGCGUUUCCGACAGAUGAUUCUCCAGGCGCCAACAACAUGGAAACCAAAGCCCGGGAAUUUGGUGGCAGCAUCAAGCAGCAAGUGAGCCGACUGGGCCACGAAGCUGGCGUAUUUUCCGCCGUCGUCUACUACAACCCGAUUUCUGGACGGUUCGACGGGGCUGCCUUUGUUCCCGAAGGACAUGACGUCCCAGACGUGAACCGACUUUUGAGGGUGCUACUGAAUGGCACGGAACCUAUUGUCUUGCAACAUCCUGCCCGAAGCUCCUCGAGCGAGCCGCGGACCGGCACCCUUUUGCAAGACGGAAACGCUACGGCGACCAGCGAGGAUCAUAAUGUGGUGGAUGCCGCUGUCGCUCUUUGCUGCAUAGGCCAACCGAGCUCGGCAACAGAUAGUCCGCAGAAGAGACCCCCAGACGAUGCAAGGCUUCACACGACUCAUGGGAGCGGCAAAGGGGUAUGUCCUGACGUCGCCGUCGGCAGUCAAGACUGUUCAGACGGCCCUGUUCACGCUGGUUUGGUGUGUGGGCAAAAUGCCGCUAGUAAAGCCCGUCCGAUCAGCCACGCGAACCGUUUCGCCGAACAACAGAGCUUUUCGGCUGUUGGCGAUGCAGCCCGGGGCUCAGUCGCAAGCGUGGCAAGGCAGCAGAGCGAUGCGUCCUACAGAAAGCCCAUUCCCCUUGGGAUUGUCGAGCCAGACACCGAGCUAGGACAAACACCAGUCAGUAACGCAACCAACGCCAAGGCGGUUGUUACUUGUCAUGCCCAGCAAACAGCCGGGGCUAGGCGCUUGCGUCACUUCUUUCAACUAGCUUCCAAAAUUGCGCACGCCAGACAUCGUGGGUAUCCCAAAGGUAUGGCAAACACUCAGUCGGCGCCAGUGAACUCGGCUAUUCGACACGUUGACCAAACCGAAUCGGUCAAUGCUGGUUUGACUGAGGCGUCGCGGGGGUCCACCUUCGACCACGUGAAGCCCCUUUUCGCGGCUCAAGACCAACUUCGAAGGUCUGCCCCGUAUGGCAGACCAGGACCGUUGCGAACAUACGCCCAAAGAGCAGCGAACAUCAACGCGGACUGGCCCAUUCGACGUGCUCCCAGGGUGCAUCCCUUGCCGUCUCACCGCCUUCGUGGCACCUUUGGACCUGGCCGGCUUGGGCAGCGUGGUGGUGGACAUGGUCGGCCCGUGGGGCAGUACUUGUAG
Molecule: messenger RNA, 1203 nt
Organism: Colletotrichum godetiae
Lineage: Eukaryota; Fungi; Ascomycota; Sordariomycetes; Glomerellales; Glomerellaceae
Exons: 2
Coding region: 1-1203 (400 amino acids)
Source: RefSeq, a predicted model, not a curated record